ACGGAGGCUAAUGAGGAUCUGCUCAUUAGGUCUGGAGAUCAUGAUGGGCCGAGAAGUGUUUCUGGGUCCAGAUCUGCCAAGAAGUCGGGUCAAGCUAGUAAGCAGCAAUCCCUGGCAAGGAAGGAAGAUAAGAAGGCGAAGUCUGAAAGCAGAAAGCGAAAACCAAACGAGGCCGUUGCUAAGGAUGAAAAGAACGGGAAAGAGACGACCAAGAAACCGGAGAAACGGCUAACCGACAAACAAACCUCGAUCAGGAUGAGCGUAGAGGAGGAGAGUAGGAGGGACGAGCAGAAGGCAGCGAUCGUCGAACAGGGGAGAGGGAUCGAGUGCGUGGACAAUUCGUCGAAGAGCGAGGAGAAAAAGGUUAAGAAGAUCGGUGGCAAGGACGCGAUCAACACGCUGGAGGAGGAAAUGAAACAGCGUAGAGCGGAGAGGGACAGCCCGAAGAAAUCGCUGAGAGGGUUGGACAAAUUGUUGGAGAAACGCGAGCAUCACGACAAACUGUCGAAGAGCAGGAACUCGGAGGUCGUGAAGAUGGAGAAGGUUGUUUGCGACGAGGGGAAGGAGGAGAAGGAGUCCUGCGACGAGGAGAACCGACAGAUGAAAGAGCUUGUGAAGAACGAGGAGCGCGAGAAUCAUGUCAACGAGUGCGACAUCGUUAUCGAGAAACCAAAGUCGGAGGAGCAGAUGGACGAUGAUGUGAUAAAGAAGGAUAUCGGCGACAUGAUGCCUCAGGUGGAGAGGAUCGCAAGCGGAAAGAGGAAGUCCGAUCGGAAUCAAACUCAAAAGAGUUUGGACGAAAAGACAACUGUCGAGCAACGAGGCAUCGAAUCGCCGCAGAAUCUCGAGUCGCAGCAGUUGAUUCUCGUGGAGGAGAACGUGGUGAAAGAGAGCGUGAAAGAUCAAGAGAACAUCAAGUCGGUUUUGGAGAGGGUCGAGUGCUCGGAGAAGGAACAUCAGAAACGACGAAAGUCUGGCAACAGGUCGAUCUUCUCGCCGCAGCACGCCAAGGACGCGAGUGUUUCGGAAUUGUUCGACUUUGAUCAGGACAUGCUGACGGAGGAGAUAGUGAACGAGGACGGAUUCGGUAUAUCGAGGGACGUGGAGGAACGCGGUGUACCGUUGAGCUUCUCGUUCAACAACGAGCUGUGGUUCAAAGAAGACUCGAAGGAGGACAGCGCUAGGGAAACGUUGCACCUCGUUGAGAAAUUGCGGAUGGAACUCUCGAAGAAAUCAAAUUCUAGUCAGUUCGAAUCAGAGGCAGUACCCGCUGAUGGCGAAAUUAAAAAGGAGGAACCACCGAUCGAGAAGAGUACGUACGAGCAACAGCAGCUCCCUCAGCAACUUCAACCGCAACAGUCACCUCAACUUCAACAACAACAACAACAACAACAACAACAAGAAAUUGCUCAAACUCAGUUGGAAAAAGAGGCAAAGAUUCUCGAGCCUAUCGUGGAACGUGAGAUUAUGAACGUGAAGAACGUUGAAAUUCACGAGGAAGAAGAGAAGAGGAAGGCUUGCUACUCGAGCGACAGGUACGCCGCAGCCUACGAGGAGGACCGCGAGGCGAACAAAGUGAGCUUGGUGGAGCGAUCGAAGCUCGAUCGGGCGGAGACGGACGAGAGAUGGGUGCCGCCGAGUAUCAACAGUUUCGAGCUCAGCGAUGUCCAACACCUGAACGCGUUGAUGGAGACGCAGAACCGUCGAUACGGCAAUCAUCAAUUCCCCAAUGAAACUAUCCCGGAGAACGAGCCUGCUAUCGCGCGUGCGCAUCUGAACGCGCCCAGCAGUAUACAGGAGCAGUAUCUGUUGCAGCAGUCGCAUUCGAUCCUGCACGGUCAGCAAGAAUCGCACGAGAGGACGAUGCUCGAUCAACCGUUAGCCGAAGAGAACCCCAUGGAAAUGGUGAACAGGCAUCUGAUCGGUUUGCCAGCCUCGGAGGAUGACCAGCAGGCUGCCGAGAUGAUGGACAGGGUGCUGGAGAAGGAGGACGACGUAGUCAGGCAGCAAGAGUACGAUCAAAAUUCCCCGUACAAUGACAUAAACGGUCGUCCCGACACCAGGUGGGCGGAAAGUCAGGUUCUGCCGUCUCGAAGGUCCACGUCCUCAUCGAUCACCUCCGCCUCGUCCGCGGAGGAUCACUCCAUUCCGCCGUACAAGAACGUGCCGAGCAUUCCCUUCCCACCGUGUUCCAUGGAGACAACGUAUUAUGCAGACUCCAGUUACGGGACUGGCCCAGUCAGCCUGUUCCCGCCCCAGUCCUGCGCAGCCCCUUUACCUUACCCGUCUCCCGGGCCGGCCCUUUUCCCACCGGCGUUCGGGGCAGCAUUCCCAGGCGCUCAAUCGUUGUUGCCGCACGUGAAGCCGCUGGAGGAUUCGCUGAAUCUACAAGCUUCGCCAUGCACCGCAGCGUUCACGUCUUCCUCGCACAACAUGGCACUCACCGCUGCCAUGGUCUCGCCUACUAAGAUAGUCACUCCACCUCCACCGCCUCCACCACCACCACCUCCGCAAGUCACCGUUCCACCCGUCGCGGAACCCAUAGAAAGGACGCAGCAACAGCAGCAGCAGCAACAACAACAAUUGCAAACGCAAGUGGCCGAUUCACCCUCCUCGUUGCCGAUCAACUUCUUAAACACCGUAGUAGCUGCAGAGAGUCACGCCAGCGACUCGACCGGUGGAACAGUCGUCGAGAACCUCCAGGAAGCGCUAACAGAUAACGGCAAGAGCCAGCAACAGCAUCAUCAUCAGCAGCAGCAACAGCAACCGCAGCAACAACAACAACAACAACAACAACAGCAUCCUGGGAAAAAGUCACCCUCGAAACCCACCAGGACCUCCGCUCGCGUGACGUCUCUGCAGGGAAAGUCACCGGGCAAAUCUCCGAGGCAGGAGGGCCAGAAGAACGUUGCCGGGGCGCGGGGACGCGGCAGGGGUGCCAAGAACUCGGCGCAACACUCCGGCUACAGGGGACGUGGACGGGGAAGGGGCAGAGGACGGGGUAGAAGCGGGCAAAGUUCCGGUCUCUCGUUGGUCGCGAGCGCGAGCGUCGUCGGGCAGCACGACGACUCCAUUCAGAACAAACUGGUCGGCACGGUGUACGACUUCGACUCGGACGAGGAUUCAACCAGCGAGGCGAACAUCGCCGACCUGCGCACCAUGAGGGAGCGGAAGAAGUCGACGGACGCUGCGGCAGCCGGCGGUGUCGAUAGGAGAGAUUCCGCGGGCAUCAUGGCUUCCGGGGAAAGCGUCCAGUCGAGGCUGUCCAGCCCUGGAGGCAGUAAGAGCAAGUACCUGGAGGACAGGCGAUUCUCACCGGGCCGCGGAGACGACUCGGUCGUCGUGGAGAGUCAGACGAACGCCGGAAGCUUCGACACCGUCCUACCCCUUAUCCCGGGCCCUGUCGACAUGAGAACCUACAACUCCACCCUCGACGCCUCGAGUUCCUCGACGUUGCACGGUCAGACGUACGAGAACCACUUCCUCGGGACGUUCACCAGCGUUUCGGCGAACGAUCCCGCCCUGCCGGACAUCGAGGAGGACCUCGAGAAGGAGCUGAGGUCCGCGCUGAUCAAGCAAGGGCAGGAGGACUGCUCGAAGCCGAAUUUCGACGCGAGCAUCGACGCCUCGUCUUCCGGCUUCGUGGACGCGAACAAGGUCUCCCUGACGGACUCGAGGAACCAGCUGAAGGUGAAGAUCAAGGGCCCGUUCCUGGACGCGAACUACGUCGCUACCUCGUCGGUGCCGCCGCUCGCGCAACAGGCGCCCGUGAUAAUCGCCCCGGCGGCUACCAGUGCUUCCAUCGCUUCCGGCACCUCGAAUCUCCGACGGAUGCGCAAGAAGGAGCUGCUCAGGCAGUACUGUUCCCAGGACAUGAACAUGGACGAGCCGGGCUGUGGUAACCUGGCCACGUCGGCGCCGAUCAUCAUGCCGCAGAUCAACCGGACGGUGAUAACGAUACCGAAAGCGGUCGCCUCGAUGACCAGUAUACCGACGAGGGAGGACUACAAGGCGGUCGUCGACGCGAACAUGGAGAAGAAACGAAGGAAAGAGAGAGGGACCGCCGGGUUCUUGGACGCCAACGAGGAGGAGAUUGGCGGUGGCGGUGGCGGUGGCGGCGGCGGCGGCGGCGUCGAGAGGAGGCGGGGCAGUGCUACGAACGGUGCUAGUUCCAGCGGUUCCAACGUUCCGAUCAAGAUCGGCAACAGCAUAAUCGGCGGGCAGGAGAGCGGCCAGGACGAUAGGACGAGGAUCAGGCCGCCGAAGAAACGAUUGAGCAGCAUUCCUAGCAGCACGCCGAGCAUCGAGGAACUCAGGCGAGAGAGCAUGAAGUUCAGGCGUAUGAUCAUGGCCGGUUUCGACAACGACGAGAAACUGCGAGGCAAGAGCAAGAAGGACAAGAACGGCAAACGAAAGAAACGACAGUCGAGCAAGAAGGAGGCCAGGGUCCGCAUACUGGAGGGUGGUACCGCGCCGCCGAAGCUGAUAAUAAGACUGUGCAAGGGUAGUAACGACUCGCCGGAGGAGCUGCCGAUCUUGCUCACCGACGAGGAAGAGGAGGAGGAAGAGGAACGACACCCGACCGACAGCAGAGUAGGCCCUCCGCCUCCGGAGCCGGCCAAGGACGAGCCUGUUUACCCGUCGGUGGCUGCCAACAUCGAGGAGAAACAGCCCACCGACCCGGACACUGGCGGCAGCGCGCCGAGGAACGUCCGUUCGGCGAAAGUCACGCCGAUUAGGUUAAAAUUGACCCGCUGCCAGGAGGGCUACGAGUUGAAAGGCCCGCCGGCGGACCACGGCGAGGAGUCCAGUUUAACGACGGAGAAACCCGAGCCGAGUCCCGACCUUACGAACGAGAUGAGAAACCCGGCGAUCAAUAAGGCCCAGCAAGAGGAGGAGGAGUCUUCUAGGGAGGAGGAAGACGAGGAAGAGGAGGAGGAGAACGGUAGUUCCGUUCAGCAGAGGGACUCCUCCGCGUGUCCUGCCGCGACGAGUAUACCGCAGGGAUGCCAAGUUAGG
Molecule: messenger RNA, 5019 nt
Organism: Heterotrigona itama
Lineage: Eukaryota; Metazoa; Arthropoda; Insecta; Hymenoptera; Apidae
Source: the annotation of a GenBank genome assembly